Messenger RNA from Lottia gigantea (owl limpet), 1428 nucleotides. RefSeq lists its product as hypothetical. Gene Ontology annotation, molecular function: D-glucose:sodium symporter activity. The transcript has 11 exons. The coding region runs from base 1 to 1428 and encodes 475 amino acids. Gene Ontology annotation, cellular component: plasma membrane. Lineage: Eukaryota; Metazoa; Mollusca; Gastropoda; Lottiidae. The record is from RefSeq and is a predicted model, not a curated record. Gene Ontology annotation, biological process: transmembrane transport.
AUGACAGAAAAUAUUAAUAUCGUGGAUGGGGUCACCAUCAUAGGUUACUUUAUUGGAAUCUUAAUUCUUGGAAUAUGGUCGUCAUGUCGUUCGAAACGUACGAGUACUGCUGGAUAUUUUCUGGCGGGACAAGAUCAACACUGGUUCAUUAUUGGUUGCUCACUAUUUGCUAGUAAUAUUGGUGCUCCUAUGUUUAUUGGUCUAGCGGGAGCUGCAGCGGUUAACGGUUAUUCGGUUACUAUAUUCGAAUGGCAUGCUGUGUUUUUAUUAAUAGCUCUAGGUUGGUUGUUUGUACCGGUUUAUAUCUCCUCUGGGACAUAUACCAUGCCAGAAUAUUUAAAGCUAAGAUUUGGGGGAACAAGACUACAACUGUUAAUGUCCUCGCUAGCCUUACUAACAUACAUUGUGGUUAAAAUAUCGGCCGAGAUCUAUGCUGGAGCGUUGUUUCUGAAUCUUCUACUGGGAUGGAAUCUGUAUUUGUGUAUAAUCACAAUUUUGAUCGUAACGGCAUUUUACACCAUAACAGGUGGUCUAACUGCUGUGCUCUAUACAGAUACAUUACAAACGGUCAUAGUUUUAGUUGGUGCUACUGUACUGAUGGUUAUAGGUUUGGUUAAUGUUGGUGGUAUGGAAGGGCUAGAGAAGGGUUAUAUGGGCGCAGUCGCUAAUUAUACACUCAAUAAUGUAUCUUGUGGUUUGCCUAGAAAUGAUUCCUUCCAUAUCUUUAGAAAUAUAGAGAAUGGUGAUCUCCCAUGGCCUGGGGCAGUUUUUGGAUUGACUAUAUUUGGACUGUCUGUUUGGUGUUCGGAUCAGCUAAUGGUACAGCGCUGUCUUUCGGCUAAAAAUGUUAGCCAUGCAAAAGGAGGAACAUUACUAGCUGCGCUAUUGAAGAUCACCCCGUUCUUCUUAUGGAUAAUACCUGGUAUGAUCAGCCGAGUACUUUAUCCUGAUGAAGUAGCUUGUGCCUCACCAGAGAAAUGCUAUGAUAUUUGUGGUAAUAAAGCUGGUUGUAGCAACAUAGCAUAUCCAUUAAUGGUCUUGAGACUCUUACCACAAGGUCUCCGUGGACUCAUGAUAGCUGGCAUGUUAGCAGCUUUAAUGAGUACCUUAACAUCCAUCUUCAACAGUGCCAGUAGUAUGAUCACUAUAGAUCUAUGGAAGAGGGUGCGUCCACAAGCUUCCCAGAAUGAAAUGAUGGUUGUUGGACGCCUGGCAGUUGGUGUAUGUGUUAUUCUCAGCAUUCUAUGGAUACCUAUACUGCAGACUACUCAGGGAGGACAGUUGUGGUUAUACCUUCAAGGCGUCAUGUCUUGUGUCGCUCCACCUUGGACGGUUUUAUUUCUUAUGGCUAUUUUCUGGAGGAGAACUACAGAACAGGUUUGGUUAUUGGAUUCUCAUUUCACAAAACAUUUGAUCGCCAAAAAAUAG